AUGGCCAGCUCCAAUUGGACCUCCCCCGUGGUGGAGUUCAUUCUCGGGGGCCUCUCAGCCCACCCAAAGCUGGAGAAAACGUUCUUUGUGCUCAUCCUGCUGAUGUACCUGGUGAUCCUACUGGGCAACGGGAUCCUCAUCCUGGUGACCACCGUUGACUCCCGCCUGCACACGCCCAUGUACUUCUUCCUGGGGAACCUCUCCUUCCUGGACAUCUGCUACACAACCUCCUCAGUCCCCCUCAUUCUCAACAGCUUCCUGACCCCCAGGAAAACCAUUUCCUUCUCAGCCUGCACUGUGCAGAUGUUUCUCUCUUUCGCCAUGGGAGCCACAGAGUGUGUGCUCCUGAGCAUCAUGGCAUUUGAUCGCUAUGUGGCCAUCUGCAACCCCCUUAGAUACCCUGUGGUCAUGAACAAGACUGUCUACGUGGCCAUGGCUGCCAGCUCCUGGGCAGCUGGUAUCACCAACUCUGUAGUUCAGACAUCCCAGGCCAUGAGGCUGCCCUUCUGUAGGGACAACAUCAUCAACCACUUUACCUGUGAGAUCCUGGCUGUCCUGAAGUUGGCCUGUGCUGACAUCUCAAUCAAUGUGGUUAGCAUGGUUGUGGCCAACAUGUUCUUCCUUGCAAUCCCAGUCCUGUUCAUUUUUGUCUCCUAUGUGUUCAUCAUUGCUACCAUCCUGUGGAUCCCCUCAGCUGAGGGGAGGAAAAAGGCCUACUCUACCUGCUCUGCCCACCUCACAGUCGUGGUCAUCUUCUAUGGGACCAUCCUCUUCAUGUAUGGGAAGCCCAAGUCCAAGGACCUACUAGGGGCAGACAAACAGGACCUUUCAGACAAGCUCAUUUCCCUCUUCUAUGGGGUGGUGACCCCCAUGCUUAACCCCAUUAUCUACAGCCUGAGGAACAAGGAUGUGAAGGCUACUGUGAAGAACCUGCUGAGUCAGAGACGCCUAAAUGAGUGA
Diceros bicornis minor is the source of this 960-nucleotide messenger RNA. RefSeq names its product olfactory receptor 13C7-like. NCBI's taxonomy places the organism in Eukaryota, Metazoa, Chordata, Mammalia, Perissodactyla, Rhinocerotidae. The record is from RefSeq and is a predicted model, not a curated record. Bases 1 to 960 code for a protein of 319 amino acids. Gene Ontology annotation, cellular component: membrane. The transcript has a single exon. Gene Ontology annotation, biological process: G protein-coupled receptor signaling pathway. Gene Ontology annotation, molecular function: olfactory receptor activity; G protein-coupled receptor activity.